CCCACCUCCUCCCCGCGCCCGGCCGCCCGCUCGGUAUUAUGAUUUGCGCUGGGUGCGGGGAUUCGGCGGCCGGGAGGGAGUCGUCGGCGCCGCGGCCGCUGCAGACGGACGCCUUGCUGCCGGCUGAGAACCUCCUGAGAUCCUGCUUUGGCACCUCCAGCACUUGGCCUCUGCUCAGGAAAAAGAAGCAACUCACAAAACACAGUGGUAACAAGGAUUAUUCAGUAUGCGGUUUGUAGGGUGUCCGUGGCGACACUGAAAAUGAAUUCCUUAUUUUCACCAAAUAUUCUUAUAUGAGAAGAUCCAUUUUGAACAGUCUAUAUAUUUUUUCUUCUGUUGGACCAGCAUGGCAGGAUUCAAGCGAGGGUAUGAUGGAAAGAUUGCUGGAUUAUAUGAUCUGGAUAAAACCUUGGGUCGAGGUCAUUUUGCAGUGGUUAAACUUGCCAGGCACGUCUUUACAGGUGAAAAAGUAGCAGUCAAAGUUAUUGACAAGACAAAGUUGGACACUCUAGCCACUGGUCAUCUUUUCCAAGAAGUGAGAUGCAUGAAACUAGUGCAGCAUCCCAACAUCGUACGCCUGUAUGAAGUUAUUGACACCCAGACCAAACUCUAUCUUAUUCUGGAACUUGGAGAUGGAGGAGACAUGUUCGAUUACAUAAUGAAACACGAAGAGGGACUUAAUGAAGAUUUGGCCAAGAAGUACUUUGCUCAGAUCGUUCAUGCUAUAUCUUAUUGCCAUAAACUCCAUGUGGUUCACAGAGACUUAAAACCAGAGAAUGUAGUCUUCUUCGAAAAACAAGGUCUUGUAAAGUUGACAGACUUUGGUUUCAGCAACAAAUUUCAACCAGGGAAGAAGCUCACAACAAGCUGUGGAUCUCUUGCGUAUUCUGCUCCAGAAAUUCUGCUUGGUGAUGAAUAUGAUGCACCCGCAGUAGAUAUUUGGAGUCUGGGAGUGAUCCUUUUCAUGUUGGUGUGUGGACAGCCACCCUUUCAAGAGGCCAAUGACAGUGAGACAUUGACCAUGAUCAUGGAUUGCAAAUAUACAGUACCAUCCCAUGUGUCCAAAGAGUGUAAAGACCUGAUCACACGGAUGCUACAGAGAGAUCCCAAGAGAAGGGCCUCCUUGGAAGAGAUUGAGAACCAUCCUUGGCUUCAAGGAGUGGACCCUUCGCCAGCCACAAAGUAUAACAUCCCCCUUGUGUCAUACAAAAACCUCUCGGAGGAGGAACACAACAGCAUCAUCCAGCGCAUGGUGCUCGGGGACAUAGCGGACCGAGACGCCAUUGUGGAAGCCCUGGAAACCAACAGGUACAACCACAUCACGGCCACAUACUUCCUGCUUGCUGAAAGGAUCCUGAGGGAGAAACAAGAGAAAGAAAUACAAACCAGAUCUGCAAGCCCUAGCAAUAUCAAGGCCCAGUUUAGGCAGUCGUGGCCAACCAAGAUCGACGUGCCCCAGGACCUGGAGGAUGAUCUCACGGCCACUCCUCUGUCCCACGGGACCGUCCCUCAGUCUCCUGCUCGGGCUGCCGACGGCGUCCUCAACGGCCACAGGAGCAAAGGCCUGUGUGACUCGGCCAAGAAAGACGACCUCCCCGAGUUGGCCGGACCGGCGCUCUCCACGGUGUCACCUGCGAGCUUGAAGCCCACGGCCGGCGGGCGCAAGUGCCUGUUCCGGGUGGAGGAGGACGAAGAGGAAGAUGAGGAGGACAAGAAGCCCGUGUCCCUCUCGACGCAGGUGGUUCUGCGCCGGAAGCCCUCGGUCACCAACCGGCUGACGUCGAGGAAGAGCGCUCCCGUCCUCAACCAGAUCUUUGAGGAAGGGGAGUCCGACGACGAGUUCGACAUGGAUGAGAACCUGCCUCCCAAGCUGAGCCGGCUGAAGAUGAACAUCGCCUCCCCGGGCACCGUGCACAAGCGCUACCACCGCAGGAAAAGCCAGGGCCGCGGCUCCAGCUGCAGCAGCUCGGAGACCAGCGACGACGACUCCGAGAGCCGCCGGCGGCUGGACAAAGACGGCGGCUUCUCCUACUCCUGGCACCGGCGGGAUAGCGGCGAGGGGCCCCCCGGGAGCGAGGGCGACGGCGGGGGCCAGGGCAAGCCGAGCGACGGCAGCGGCGGCGGCGCGGACAAGGCCAGCCCGAGCGAGAGCGGCGCGGGCGGCGGCAGCCCCGCGGGCGGCUCGGGGGGCAAGCCCACGGGCACGUCGGGCAGCACGCGCCGCUGCGCCGGCCCCGGCCCCGGCCCCGGCCCCGGGGAGCUGGUCCAGAGCCUCAAACUCAUGAGCCUCUGCCUGGGCUCGCAGCUGCACGGCGGCGCCAGGUACAUUCUCGACCCGCAGGGCGGCUUGCCGUUCUCCAGCGUGAAGGUGCAGGAGAAGUCCACGUGGAAGAUGUGCAUCAGCUCGACGGGGGGCGCGGGGCCGGCCCCCGGCGCGGGCGGCGGCAAGUUUUUCUCCGACCACGUGGCCGACGGCGCCGCGGAGCUCGAACGGAUAAAGAGCAAGAACCUGAAAAACAACGUGCUCCAGCUACCUCUGUGCGAAAAGACCAUCUCUGUGAACAUCCAGCGGAACCCUAAGGACGGGCUGCUGUGCGCCUCCAGCCAGGCCAGCUGCUGCCACGUCAUCUGACCGCGGCCCCGCCGGCCCCUGGCACCCGCCCCCCGCCGCCCGCCGCCCGCCGCCCGCCCAGAGCGGAGCGCCCCGGCCCGGCCCGCCCCUCCGGCCACUCUCUGCGCUUCCUCUCUUCGAGGGGGCGUUCGGAGCAGUUAUUUAUUACCUUCGCGUUUGUUCGCCUGCCGACGUGACAAUGCAUGGUCUUUGUGCAUGCUGCUAGACACUGCUUUUCUUUUCCAGCCGAAAAGUCUCUUGUGUCAUUUUUACAUUUAUAAUUUUAAUGUGGAUGAUCAGGAUUAAAUUAAAAUGUAUAUUUGGGACCUAAGAUACACGGAGCACUUAGAAAUUGGAUGUCCUGCACUUAAUCUAGAGAGAAAAAAAUGCUUCUGUCUCUUUGUGAGAAACGUAAAUUCCCAUCCUGACCUUCUGCGAGAACGGAAACUCCGUGCCCUGAGGCACACGCCGUGCUGUCCGAGACCGAACCAAAGCAAUAACGUUGUGUUGCCGCCGGGCCUGGAGCCUGCGAGCGAGCGAGCGAGCGAGCGAGCGAGCGCGAGCCCCGCCUCCCGAGGCCCGUGAGGGGCGGAGUACAGCGAGCGUCUGCACUGAGAACCUUAAAACCAUGGUUUCAAUACACCCACACCUGUUUGUCUUAAGCUCUAGUGUGAAAACAAGGUUGGGCUCGUAAAAUUUAACUGAAAAAGAUUUUCUUGUUUUGUACUAGGUGAGAUAAAGUACUUAGAUUUAUAAGGCAGCUUCCCCCGUAGUGGUAAAUUACAAGCAGACAAUCUUAUUUUGUAACGUGAUGAAGUGAACUGAUGGUGUCUUAACUCUACUUAUAGAGUGUACGUCUGUCCAACAGAACAAAAAGAUGCUCGGUGUAAAUUCCUUCCCGUAGGGUACAUCCUAGGGUUUCCUUUAAAACCUUGUAGAUAGAAGAAACUGUAGGGCCUAAUAUGGAAGCAAAGGUGCACACAGAGGGUGGCAAAGUCAAAAGCCUAUAAAUUAAAAAAAAAAUUACUGGGAUGUGAUCUUUCGCAGUUUGGUAACUCGGUUGUCUCUUCUGUUUUUUCCAUUCUUCUAUGUUCUCUGGCUGUCCAGAAAGCUACGAGAAUUGGCUGAUCAAAAAAUACACCUAUAAAAGUGAAAUUCACACGUACAGCAGACAAAACGCACAAAGCCUGCUUUGUGUUUUGUUGUUGUUUUGGUUUUUUUCUUUUUCUUUUCUGGAGGUGUUUUCCACUUUGCCUUCCUGCCAAAACAAUAAUCGAAGAACUAACUCUUGCUUUAAACUGUUCCUGUACAAAGACGACUUUUGACCAGAUAAUCCUCUUUCGUGGCGUCUCGUCUCGUAAGACGCGCUAUAUUGCAGACGGCUAACUUUGAGAGGGGCCGGAUGCCGCCUCUGCAAGCUGUGCCCUGGGGGGUCUUCAAAGCGGUGCUUAUCCACACCGGGGGUGGGAUGCGGCCGGGGCGGGGGUGGGGGGGGCCUUCCCACUCCCAGCAGCUUCCCUUCGUGUCUCUGAAGUGACCGUCGCUUUGUCCGCAGAGGGGGCAGAGCACCCAAGGACUGCAUUCCAUGGCUCUCGGCUCCUCCAAGUACACGCUGAUUCUGCUACUCACGAUGCGUAUAGUUUAGUCCGCACUAGGGAAUUUCACAGUAUACUUACUAAACUAAGUAAAGGUGAUACUUAAAAUACUUCUUUUACUUUCUAGACCUAGGCUAGAUAUGUUUUAAGCUACAGCUCUAGUUCAUUGUGAUAUUUAUAACUGAAAGCUACCAGAAAAGAUGUGUGGGUGAAGCCAUAGAACAUAUUUGCUUGAAAUUCUGAGCAGGGAUCUUCUAAAGGGCCAGAAAUAAGAUGUGUGGUUCACAUAGACAAGUGAGCGUAACAUCUGUAUUAAACGUAGGAGAGAAGUUUCUAAAGGGCAUUGGCAAUAAACUCUUUGUUGCAGCUGUUUUCCAAGUAAUGUAAAUACUUCUUCCUGUGAUUAUGUAUAGCCUUGGAAUGGCACCUUUUAACUAACCCACGUGUGUUUGGUCUCCGAUGGUUUUUUAUAUUCCGACGUAUAUGUGGUGCUCACUCUAGGAGCGGCAGUGUUGACCGUUCAUGCUGCACAGCUGUAUCAUAGAGCCUUAUUAGUCGCGUGUGCUUGGUUGGCCCUCUGGGUAUACAGAGGUUAGUCUGAGUGGCGUCUUACUCACCUGUUUGUAAGUGAAUGACUGUGCAUGUGUUGUAUGUCAUAGUAUGUCGUCACAUAAAAGGGAGGGAGCAGAUAACCGUUACAUGAAGAUAAUAUUGGACCAAACUCUUUACUAGCUCUAAACAGUUUCUUGUACCCCUUAACCUGUCUUCAGAAGUUGCAUAGAGUUAUAGUAGUGUGUAAAUUAAAUAUUGUGGAAAAACAAUUAGUCUUGUAUUUUUCUGUACGUGUGUGUACAUAUAUUAUAUAUAUAUACACAUAUAUAUAUAUAUAUAUAAAAUUAUGUACUUCUGGCAAUUCUAUCUGUAUUUAAAGACGUGACAAUCUCGACACCGAUCUUAAGAAUAGCCGUGAGACUGAAUCGAAGUAAGGGUCUCCCUACCAAGUGAGAACUGAUGUGUGUUAAGAGGGUACAGAAUCAUCAGCUGAUUUGGUCGGUUGCUUCCACUGCUGGUGGAUUUUCCUCAUUGUGUAAACAUUGACAGGUAUGUGACAGACGGGAAGAACAAUCCAAAUAAUAAAGUGGCAUAUUGGUGUUCAGCAAUAUAA
Molecule: messenger RNA, 5371 nt
Organism: Neofelis nebulosa (Clouded leopard)
Lineage: Eukaryota; Metazoa; Chordata; Mammalia; Carnivora; Felidae
Gene: SNRK
Product: SNF related kinase
Exons: 8
Coding region: 347-2632 (761 amino acids)
Biological process (GO): protein phosphorylation; intracellular signal transduction; regulation of cytokinesis
Cellular component (GO): cytoplasm; spindle midzone; spindle microtubule
Molecular function (GO): tau-protein kinase activity; ATP binding; protein serine/threonine kinase activity
Source: RefSeq, a predicted model, not a curated record